Messenger RNA from Suillus bovinus, 495 nucleotides. RefSeq lists its product as uncharacterized. NCBI's taxonomy places the organism in Eukaryota, Fungi, Basidiomycota, Agaricomycetes, Boletales, Suillaceae. The record is from RefSeq and is a predicted model, not a curated record. The transcript is spliced from 4 exons. The coding region runs from base 1 to 495 and encodes 164 amino acids.
AUGGCGGCCCUGCACGUCUAUUCCGAUCAUGACCAAACACCUGCCAGUGUGCAACAUCCUAAAUGGGUUGUGAUGCCAUCAGCCAAGGUAAUCAGUGCAGAUAACACUGCUGACCUCAAAUUGCAUUCCCACAGAAAGGCUCACGGUGCUGCCAAUGCUGUACCCCAAGUUCCGACCCCCAUUACCAACUUUGACGAGGAUGAGAGUGAUCUCAAGUUGAUUUGCAGCAAACCCAGAUGGCUCACAAAAGGGGCUGAACCGGAUGCUGUCCUGAACGAGGUAGGCCCAUCCACUACAAUAAGCAAUGCACCACAGGUUGCUCCAACUUCCAACAACCUUGAUGCGGACAGCUUUCUGAAGGACCUGGAGAUUAUGGAUAUCAACGAGCCCAAAACCAAAAACUGUGCCAAGAACAGCAAGAAGUACCAAAAUUGUGAGAUUUUCAGGCAAGCUCUCAUCUAUCUCACUCAUCCUGCACUGCAACUGACUACCUGA